AACUCCCUUAUAGCCACUAUUGAGGCGUCCGACAAGGAUGUUGGCUCUGUCCUGUCUUAUUCAGUUGUCGGGGACAAUAGAUUUUCAGUGAAUGCCCAGGGACAGGUCUUUAUGAUGUCACCUCCAGAAGCCUUCCCAGACUCCGAAUACCGUGUGGUGAUCUUAGUCCAGGACGAUGGACUUCCGCCGAGACAAGCAACUGCGCAUGUCCUUGUGAAUCUACCGGCUUUAACCCCGACAGGGGUCCCGCCCAUAACCGCAACAAUAACCACUACAGAGGCCCCUACAAAUGCUGCCGUGAAGGAGGAGCCGAAUGACGUCGUUCCCAUCAUCUUGGGUGUUGUCGCUGCCGUCUUGCUCUUUGUCGUCAUCGUUCUUGCUAUUCUGCUUGUUAGAAGCAAAAUGGCACAAGGGUCAGCCGAUAUUCAAACCGAAAACGCAAGUGAAAGCAGACAUGCCUUUAAGGACGAAAACCUGGAAAAAGUUAAACCACCUAGUCAUCUUGACCCGGAAGGACUUGCAUACAGAUCCACGAAGCCCUCCAACGGAAUGUUCCCAAGUACACUUGACCUUAACUUCGACGCGGACCAUGGCGAAACGGAAGAUGGCGCCACUACAGUACAACACAACCCUAUCACUUCUAUUAACCACGGCUACAGUGGAAGUGACAUGUCGGAAAUGGGACGGGACAUGGGUGACAUCCGUAUACAGACCUCGAUGACACCUUACAAAGAUGGUUACAUUGAUUACACUGAAAACGACCUUUACGGCACGGGCGACAUGAAGACGUUCCAUCACACCGGAAGUAGUUGUGAGAGUCUAAGCAGCGACAGCACCCCGGGCAGUAAGAAACAGCUGGUUAAACCCGACCUGGUAGAGCACGACAAGGGGAACGGCAAACCCUUUUCCUGGAACAACUUGAACAGCACUGAAGAAGUGUCUGGUAAUGACACGAAGCCCGCGGAAGAAAAGCCAGAGAUAACGGUCUACUUUUGAGGAGAUGCCUACCUAAGCAUUGGUUGCUGUUCACUCUAAGGACAUCUCAUUACUGUUGUGAUAAAACUUCUAGAGGCCAAACUCUCGCGGUUGUGAUAUUCUAGGCCGUAAAGCCUACAGCCAACGAAUUAUGAACAAUAAUUGGAUUCGUUUGUAUGAUGUAUCACGCGACUUGGCUGACAUUUCCUGUAGCCAAUCAGCACGCGGCCAAGUGUUCAGUGUGGGACUUCUGUGCUUCAUAGCAAUUGGGACCGGAAACAAUGCAAGAAGAUAUUCAACCAUAUUAUAUAUUCAGCGGUUAUGACGUGCGUCAUUCCAAGAGCUUGCGGGAGUCAAUUAAUGUAUCAUUUCUGGUGCAUCUUUAUCGGCGUCUGUCUCAAACGGAAAGAGCGAAAAGUAGAUUCGUCCGAGCGUUGUUUAUUCAUACAUUGAGAUUAGCUAUAACAUUCUGUGACUCGCAUUUUUAUCCCUGGACUUCCACAUUAUUCAUGUCUUCCCACACAAAAGGACGAAUCCAACGCAUCUGAUGUCCCACCAACCCUUCUCGUGACAACGUUACUUUUCAUUCUAUUCCCGAUGAAAGCAGUUGUGACGUCAUGACGUCACAGAAAGAUUGAACAUUUGUAACCAAUGUUUACCGACUGGAUAGUGGACAACUGUGUGUUCUUGAUUAACAAUUCGGAAAGAUCUAUAGGGUACUUCCUGUUGCUCAUUUUCCUAGUGACGUGCAGUCUGACCGAAAAGUAUAUUUUUAAAUUUUCUAAGCUUCUAGGUGAAUAUCUGUUUUCAUUCAUUGACGUUUUUCUUCAUUCAUAUUUUCUAUACCUUAAAGACGAUGAAGUAAAAGAAAUGAAAUGAAAUAGAGUCUUUGCCAGAGAGGAACAGAAAUCACCAAUAUGGUAAACGGAUUACCUUGUUAAUUGGUAUCAUUAUCAUUGUUCAUCUCAACAAUAUCGCCUAUUAUACAUAAUUCCUGCUCAUAUGUACUUAGUUUAUUAAUUAAAUCUUUGAAUUUAUGUUGUAUUAAGACAGGGUUAUCAUGGAAGGGAAGGUUCUGUAAAAUUUAUCUGGUCAGCUGAACGGGUUAAGAAACACACCUUGUGAGAUGAAACUUACCCAGGUCAUAGCUCAGACAAUUUCAUCUUGGACAAACCUGUCAUUUCUGUGCAGUAAGGAAUAUAUAGGUAACCCGGCGGCUAAAUUAGACGUGUAUGCUAAUGAGAGGAUUAAAAGUUCUUGUAGACUUGGCAGGUAAAUCUGUAGGGUAGAGAUCAAAGCGAGGCUCAGUGAAGGCAAGGUCAACAAAGGGAAGCAACUGAAUCAUUAUUGUAUAUUUCCUCAUCAUACAGUAUCGGACUACGCAUUUUCUCAUUUCUUCCCAUUACUAAACCUAUGACAAAAACGUGUUAAUAAUCUAAUGUAUAGCUUAUGAAAAAAGAAGGUACACCAGUUUCAGUCAUGAUGUAGGUAAGCAGAGGUGAUGUACAUUUUGGAUGCCUAAUGGUGCUAUGUGAUACUAUAUAAAAUCAUCGCUUCAGUUUUCGUAAGUAUUUGGCCCGAAAUUUAUUAAUAUAUUAUGUAUUUUAUUCAUAUUAACUCAUAUAAGUGUUGUCCAUAUAUUAACUGUACAUAAAUUCUGGCAUGAAUGAUUUCGUGUUAUAUUUGUCUGAAUGCAGGUUCGAAGCCCACAGUGUACAUAUUCUUGUAUAUAGUAUUCGCAUGUUCAAAUAGUGCUUGUUGCCUGUCAGUUAUUAUUAUUAUUAUUAUUAUUAUAUUAUUAUUAGUAUUAUCAGACCUUCCAACUUUUUGACUAUUCGCCUUUGAUAUAUAGAUACAAAGUUGGGUGUGGAAUCAUGCUAUUUUCAUUCCUUAUUGGGAUUAUCAUCAUAAGGCCAACGUAUCUAAAGUAAUAGUGUUUGAGACUAUUAGAGACAUUUAGUUAGAAGUUACUAAACUAGAAUGGAUAAACUAAUUCUGGUUUGAAGUUACAAAGUUCAACUUCUAACUGACUAAAGAGCUCUACUGUCUAACCUAUGUACUAUCAUAUAUGGCAUAACGAGGUGGUCGAACCACUACAUUGACUAAGCCUUACACGUUUCUACGGCCAAAUGUUCACAAAUUGAUGAACGUAUAAACUGAAACUUAUGAGCUUACCAAGAGUCCGAUUUGUAUUGCAACUAAAAUUGUUUAUUAUUGUCAAUGUACAAAGAUAUGUCACAGAUAUAUUUUAUACUCUUCAGGAAUAAA
Molecule: messenger RNA, 3243 nt
Organism: Liolophura sinensis
Lineage: Eukaryota; Metazoa; Mollusca; Polyplacophora; Chitonida; Chitonidae
Exons: 6
Coding region: 112-996 (294 amino acids)
Source: RefSeq, a predicted model, not a curated record